Messenger RNA from Athalia rosae (coleseed sawfly), 2723 nucleotides. It is a transcript of the gene okr, whose product is annotated as DNA repair and recombination protein RAD54-like. The coding region runs from base 131 to 2380 and encodes 749 amino acids. Lineage: Eukaryota; Metazoa; Arthropoda; Insecta; Hymenoptera; Athaliidae. Gene Ontology annotation, molecular function: ATP-dependent chromatin remodeler activity; ATP binding; DNA translocase activity. Gene Ontology annotation, biological process: reciprocal meiotic recombination; double-strand break repair via synthesis-dependent strand annealing. The transcript is spliced from 11 exons. The record is from RefSeq and is a predicted model, not a curated record. Gene Ontology annotation, cellular component: nucleus.
CUUGCCGUCCCGCCAAUUCAUAAAAUUUCAAUAUAACUACAUUUGCUGUCAAGUUUGCGAUUGUUUAUACUUGUUGACACUGUUCACAAGAAUCAUACAAUGUACUAAUCAUACACAAGAAUUCAUCAAAAUGAUGCGAUCAGCAGCCCCCAGCCAACGGGGCAAACGACCCGGGGAAAUUUCUCCCAUUCAAUUGGGUGGUCCUGCUUUACCUCAGAGAGAGAGCAAGAGAAAAAGAACUGAAAAAGAAAUUGUAAUAUCACGGAAGCCACUCAUGCAAAUGGCAAUCCCAUCAACGCCUGAAUUAUUAUCAGAACAUGAAGAAAGAAUAAAGAAGUUGUUGAGCAAACCGUUCAAGAUUCCCAUACCUGGAUAUAGACUUUCGGGCCGAAGUUUGGGUAUGCAUAUGGCAGGACCACGAUGUGCACUUCAUGACCCUGAUGAAGCUAAUGCUUUAGUAGUUUAUACACCUCCCGAACUGUCUGAACAUGACAAGCUGAAAUUGGAUACCUCUAAACAACUGGUUCAUGUAGUAGUAGAUCCAGUACUAUGUGAUAUAUUACGUCCUCAUCAAAGGGAAGGUGUUAGAUUUAUGUACGAGUGUGUCACAGGAAAACGCAUAGAAAAUGCUUAUGGAUGUAUAAUGGCUGAUGAAAUGGGUCUUGGUAAAACUCUACAAUGUAUUACCUUGCUAUGGACUCUUUUAAAGCAAGGACCUGAAGCAAAGCCGCUAAUCGAAAAAGCAGUGAUUGUUGCACCUAGUUCUCUUGUCAAAAAUUGGUAUAAUGAGAUACACAAGUGGCUUGGUAAACGAGUAAAUCCUUUAGCUAUUGAUGGGGGAAGUAAAUUAGACAUCGAUAACAAAUUGAAAGGAUUUAUGAAGACCUAUGGACGUAGGUGCGCAAACCCAAUUCUGAUAAUUAGUUACGAAACUUUUCGCUUGCAUUCCCAUGUAUUGCAUCAAGAUGAAGUUGGUUUGGUUUUAUGCGAUGAAGGACAUCGUCUCAAAAACAGUGAGAAUCAAACGUAUCAGGCAUUGAUGGGCUUGAAAGCCAAAAGGCGCGUUUUACUUAGUGGAACACCCAUUCAAAAUGAUCUUCUUGAAUAUUUCUCACUAGUACAUUUCGUAAAUCAAGGACUUCUCGGAACUGCACAGGAGUUUCGGCGGAAAUUCGAAAUCCCGAUUCUCAGAGGUCAGGAUGCCGGUGCAACUGACUCAGAGCGUGCAAAGGCCCAAGAAUGUCUUAACGAACUGGUGACUAUGGUUAACAAAUGCUUGAUUAGGCGAACAAGUGCUUUGCUAUCCAAGUAUUUACCAGUCAAACACGAACUAGUUAUCUGUGUCAAAUUAAAUUCGCUACAAACCAAGUUAUACCAGAAUUUCAUCAAGAGUGACAGCAUUCGCAAAUCAAUGCAAGGUGAUGAACCUGGUAGUGGUAAAAAGGGCAGCCUCUCAGCAUUAUCCGCAAUCACACUCUUGAAGAAACUAUGCAAUCAUCCCGAUUUAGUAUACGAAAAAAUAAUGGAAAAGUCUGAGGGAUUCGAAAAUGCUGCUGAGCUUUUACCCCCAAAUUAUAACACGAAAGACGUGCGGCCCGAACUAUCGGGUAAAUUAAUGGUACUCGACUGUUUACUGGCUCUUGUAAAAUCGUCAACUACGGACAAGGUUGUGCUAGUAUCAAAUUAUACACAGACAUUAGAUCUUUUUGAGAAACUCUGUAGAAAACGCACCUACCGUUAUGUUAGACUGGAUGGAACAAUGACUAUAAAGAAGCGAUCAAAAGUGGUAGAUAGUUUUAAUGAUCCAAACAGCGGGGACUUUAUCUUUAUGCUGAGUUCAAAAGCUGGUGGAUGUGGUCUCAAUUUGAUCGGUGCGAAUCGACUGGUUAUGUUUGAUCCUGAUUGGAAUCCCGCCAACGACGAUCAGGCUAUGGCACGAGUUUGGAGGGAUGGCCAGAAGAAACCUUGUUUCAUUUAUCGAUUACUUUGCACUGGUACCAUAGAGGAAAAAAUCUUCCAGAGGCAAGCCCAUAAAAAGGCAUUGAGUUCUACAGUUGUCGAUCAGGAAGAUGACGUUGCCAGACAUUUCACAUUGAGCGAUUUGCGGGAUUUGUUCACUUUAGAAGAAAACACUAUCUCCGACACUCAUUCCAAAUUCAAAUGCAAGAGAUGUGUGAAUGGAGUCGAAAUUCGGGGUCCACCAGAAGGCACAGAUUGCAACUCCGACUUGUCAGAUUGGAGACAUGCUCACAAUUCUCGUCACUUGCCAGAUAUACCGCUCCGACAGUGUUGGUCUAGCGGUAUUUCUUUCGUAUUCCAUCAUCGAUCACAUGAGCAGAUAAAAGCAGAGAUUCCUCUAAUCUCUGAUAAAAACGAUUGAGGGAUAAACCACUGUGCACCAGUAUUUUGUACCAAUUUUGAAAAUUCUUGACACAAAUAUGUCCAAGACGGUUAAUAUAUUUCCUGAAAAUAAUCAUAGUUGGUUAUACAAUAAGUUGUUGGUUUCAACUAUUCGAUCUACAAACACCGCGAUGUGCUUCAUAUCUUGAUAAAGAGGAGGAAAUGACCAAGAGUUAAACUAUGUACAGCCAGAUGUUAAUGGAUUAAUAUUUUUUUACAAUUAUUUGAGUUGAGUAUUUAUACGCGACAUUCACUUACAUUAAAACUUGGACUUUGACGAGCCCUAAUGUUAAUGUUGAAUGAAUAAAGUUGAAUCAUUAUUU